AUGAAGAUUGCAGACCGCACCUUCAUCGUCUCCGGCGGCGCAUCCGGGCUGGGUCUAGCAACCGCAAAGGACCUUCACAGCCACGGCGCCUACGUCUCGAUACUGGACAUGGAUGCCGAUGCCGGGGAAGCGCUGAUCAAGGAGCUAGGAUCACGGGCUGCGUUUUUCGCGACAGAUGUGUCGGAGACAGAGAGUAUAGCUGCGGCGGUCAUAGAUACCGUGGAGUGGGCGCGGCGGACUGGGAAGGAGCUGGGGGGUGUGCUCGCUGCUGCGGGGGUGGGGAAUCCGGGGAAGGUGGACCAGAUCAUCGACAAGCACAACGAGCCCCUCUCCCUCUCCUCCAUCGAUUUCGUCCUCAACAUCAACCUCCGCGGCACACUAGAUCUAAUCCGACAAGCCCUGCCCCAUAUGGUCGCCGUCACGCCCCUAGAGCCUGACAACGAGCGCGGCGUCCUCCUCCUCGUUUCCUCCUCCGCCGCCUUCGAUGGUCAACCCGGUCAAGUGGCCUACGCAGCUUCCAAAGGUGCGAUAGCAUCCCUGACGCUUCCUCUUGCCCGAGACCUCGCGCGGUAUGGCAUCCGAGCGGUAACGAUAGCACCGAGCUUGUUCGAGAGCAAGAUGACGAGCAUGCUGGGCGAGAAGGCGAAGAAGAGCUUGGAGCGUGUGAUGGAGUUUCCGGUGCGGGCGGGGAAGCCGGAGGAGUUUGCGCGGUUGGUGAGGGAAGCCAUCGAAAACCCUAUGCUGAACGGGACCGUAAUUAGGUUGGAUGGUGCAAUGAGGAUGCCGAGUAAGAUGUAG
Coniosporium apollinis CBS 100218 is the source of this 798-nucleotide messenger RNA. RefSeq lists its product as uncharacterized. The coding region runs from base 1 to 798 and encodes 265 amino acids. NCBI's taxonomy places the organism in Eukaryota, Fungi, Ascomycota, Dothideomycetes. Gene Ontology annotation, molecular function: oxidoreductase activity. The transcript has 2 exons. The record is from RefSeq and is a predicted model, not a curated record.